AUGAGGAGCAGUGAGUAUAUCGAGCUCGAACGGUUUCCUCUGGGAACCAAUACGGAGUCAUUAAACGCCAAAAGUGCUCUCAAAAAUAAGUAUAACUUUACCAAUACGCAGCUACAAUUUAUUCUACUGCGACUUGGUGAAGAAGUUGGUGACGAAAUUGAAAUUGAUGAAGAAGUUGGUGGUGCUGCUGAUAUACAGUUGUCAAGAAGUGCGGAAUUCUUGAUUGACAAAAUUAGUAUGCUUUCCAACGAGGUAGCAGUUGAAAUACUACGAAACGCACUUGUUGAAUUGAAAGAUGAUGUUAAUUUCCCUCAUCAAGAUUACCGUUUAUUAGAAAGAUUGGUGAACACUAUACCUCAGGAGGAGGAGGAGGAAGAAGAAGACCAAGACGAGUUGAAAACCGUCUCCAUUGAGAAAUGGUCGUUAGAAGCAAGAGUAGAGGCUGCAUUAAUUCAUUACCACUCACCGUAUCCCGAAAUUAGAGCUAUUACUGACCCAUUCGACGACCCAGAUGUUCCCGUGGAAACUUUGAGAUGCUAUGUUAUUGGCCUAGGCUGGACGUUCAUCGGCUCGGUAAUCAAUAGCUUUUUCAUCCACAGAAUGCCCAGGAUCUCUUUGAGCUCGCAUACUAUACAAAUCUUACUAUAUCCAUGUGGUAAGUUAUGGGAACGAGUAAUUCCCAAAAAAAAGCUUUAUUUGGGGAAGAAUUAUGUCAUAGACUUAAAUCCAGGACCAUGGACAUAUAAGGAAAUGAUGUUGAGUACAAUAAUCUACCUGUGUUCUGCGGGUGUCCCCUACCUGAUAUACAAUAUCUUUGUUAUGAAACUUGACAAAUUCUAUGGUCUCAAAUGGGUAAGUCUAACUUUUCAAAUCCUCCUCACUGUCUCUACUCAGUUUCUUGGAUUUGCAUUUGCGAUGAUUAUGAAAAAAGUAUGCGUGUUUCCAAGUAGAUCAAUCUGGCCAACUGUGUUGCCAACAAUUGCAUUAAAUAGAGCACUUAUGAAUGAAGACGCAAAUAACACUGUACAUGGAUGGAAGAUUUCUCGGUAUAUGUUCUUUAUAAUUGUGCUGUUGUGUAGUUUUGUUUGGAACUGGGUGCCAAACUAUCUAUUCCAAGCAUUAUCUAAUUUCAAUUGGCCUACUUGGUUUAAUCACAAACUGAUCCAUUUAACUAAUAUCGCAGGUACAAAAAUGGGAUUGGGACUAAAUCCGUUGCCGACAUUUGAUUGGAACCAAAUCGAUUCAGGAGCUUGUUUAACCAUUCCUUUUUACACAUAUGUAAAUCGAUAUUUGGGAACAUUUUUAGGAUUCAUCUUGAUAUUGGUUAUUUACUACACCAAUAACUACUUUACUGCAUACCUUCCUAUUAAUUCCAAUCACCUUUUCAACAACAAAGCCAAGGAAUUUAACGUACACGAUAUACUCAACAACAAGAGUCAAUUUGAUAACUCCAAGUAUCAAGAGGUGGGACCUCCAUAUUUUUCUGCGGCCAAUUUAGUCGUUUAUGGAGCUUAUUUUUGUUUAUAUCCCUUUGCAAUUUUAUACAUGGGAGUUUUAGAAUGGACAUCAAUGAAGAAUGCAUUUGGUAAUGUUUGGACGUCACUAGUUGAUGCAUUCAAAAGAAAAACUCAUAAUGAACAUAGACAACUCGAUACGUUUUCUGAGGAUCCCCAUUGUAAGAUGAUGGCAAAAUAUAAAGAUGUACCAGAUUGGUGGUUUAUUGCAAUAUUUGUCGUUAGCACCUUGUUUGCUAUUCUGGCCGUGUUAUUUUAUCCUGUGGAAACACCAAUUUGGGGUGUUCUUUUUACAAUUCUCAUCAACUUUAUCUUUUUAAUACCUAUAACAGCAAUUGCUCUGGUUACAGGUUUUUCAUUUGGUUUGAAUGUACUUGUGGAAUUGAUUGUUGGAUACGCAAUCCCCAAUUCUGGAUUAGCCUUAAUCACAUUAAAGGCAUUUGGAUAUAAUAUUGAUAGCCAAGCUAGUAAUUAUAUCACUGAUCAAAAAAUAGCUCACUAUUCUAAAGUCCCGCCGAGAGCUAUUUUUAAAGGGCAACUAAUAUCGACUUUGCUCAAUAUAAUUGUUUCAUUAUCUAUAGCUAAUUGGCAGUUAACCCACAUUCCUGAUAUUUGUCAAAUACACCAGCGCGACAAUUUUAGUUGUCCUGGAGCCAAUACCUAUUUCUUUGCAAGCAUUCAGUAUGGAGAAAUUGGACCAGCUAAAGUGUUUGGUGGACUAUACCCUAUCCUAAAAUGGUGUUUCCUACUAGGAGCACUUUUGGUAAUUCCAAGUGUUUGGUUCAAAAAAAAAGCAAAUGUCAAGUUAACAAGAUACUUUCAGCCAACUAUUAUAAUCGGCGGUUUCUUGGAUUUUGCUCCUUAUAACCUUGCGUACUUCACAAGCGGCUUAUACUUGUCUUUUAUCUUCAUGUACCUGAUCAAAAAACAUUAUCUACUAUGGUGGGAAAAGUAUAAUUACAUCUUAACAAGUGCACUAUCGGCUGGUGUUGCAUUCAGUGCGUUAUUGAUAUUUUUUACCGUGCAAUAUAAUUCACAUGAGUUGAAAUGGUGGGGAAAUUCAGUUAGUCGACAGGGGAUCGAAGGUGGUGAAUUGCCUGAUAUAUGGAAGGAUAUAUCUACGGCUCCUGAUGGCUAUAUUGGAUUAAGAAAAGGCCAUUAUCCAUAG
Messenger RNA from Lodderomyces oxycetoniae, 2682 nucleotides. RefSeq names its product Opt6p (gene OPT6). Gene Ontology annotation, molecular function: oligopeptide transmembrane transporter activity. The transcript has a single exon. Bases 1 to 2682 code for a protein of 893 amino acids. NCBI's taxonomy places the organism in Eukaryota, Fungi, Ascomycota, Pichiomycetes, Serinales, Debaryomycetaceae. Gene Ontology annotation, biological process: transmembrane transport. Gene Ontology annotation, cellular component: plasma membrane. The record is from RefSeq and is a predicted model, not a curated record.